Xenopus laevis (African clawed frog) is the source of this 1112-nucleotide messenger RNA. Its product is annotated as immununoglobulin light chain L homeolog. The record is from RefSeq and is a predicted model, not a curated record. Lineage: Eukaryota; Metazoa; Chordata; Amphibia; Anura; Pipidae. The coding region runs from base 58 to 789 and encodes 243 amino acids. The transcript is spliced from 4 exons.
UAUGUAAGGUUAGCAAACAAAUACUUCUCUGCAAGAGAACAAGUUUAAAUUCCAGCAAUGAGUCCAAUUCUGGCUACAUAUUGUGUAUUGCUAUGGAUUUCAUGUGCAGAAUCUCAGACAUUAAGUCUGGCACCAUCAAAUAAUGCAGUUAAUCUGGGAGAGAGGGCAACUUUCUCCUGUAAUGUUGGAGCCAAGGAUGGUGACUGGGUACGUCUUUUAAAACAGAUACCAGGGAAUGCCCCACAGCUGAUUAUAUAUCAUCACCAUUCAUUCACCUCUCCUAAAUAUGGACCAGGGAUAUCUACUGAUCGUUACACUGCCACCAUUAACAGUGCAGCCACUGAGUAUCAGUUUAUCAUUAAGAAGGCAGAGACAGCAGACACUGCUCAUUAUUACUGUGUGAAAUGGUUUGGCAGCAUAUCUGCAUUCGUCUUCAGUCAAAGCAGCAAACUGAUUGUUACAGUGGAUAAAUUUCCUGAACCUGCCCUCCUGGUGUUUCCACCAUACACUGAAGAUAAUGAAAGUAAGGACAGUUCUACUCUGACUUGCCACAUCAGCAAACUUGCAGUAAGCCUGGUCAAUGUGAAAUGGCUUAUCGAUGGCACAACAGUUCAAGAUGGAGUCUCAACAAGUAACCCUGUCCGGGAAUCAGACAACACUUUUAGCAUGAGUAGUUACUUGACCCUGGCUUCCAAAGAUGUAAACAAAGACCGGAUGUAUUCAUGCAUAAUCCAGCAAGAAGGUUCUUCUGCCUUCAUUUCUAAAGGUGUCAAGUUAUCACAGUGUUAAUGCACUUUGCACUUCUCAUAAAUCCGUGAAACAUGUUAUAUUCUUCUUACUGUUUAGAAAUCCUGGAUUAACAUUCUUUUUUUAUUGUACACACAUGAAGUGCUUAAGGAAUUGAACAGCAAAAUGUUCUUCUAUUUUCUUCUUACUAUCGAAUAAAACUGCUUAUGAUUAUUCUUAUCAUCUGCAACUCUAUAAAACUAGAAAUAUGUUGUAUUUCCUCUAUGUCCAUUUAAUCUUAUAAUGUAAUGCUUCUGAAAUAAUCACACUGUUUUGGCUACACAUAUAUAUCUUUUAAACUCCAAUAAAAAUCAUACUUUCACCAA